Cylicocyclus nassatus is the source of this 1461-nucleotide messenger RNA. The record is from the annotation of a GenBank genome assembly. NCBI's taxonomy places the organism in Eukaryota, Metazoa, Nematoda, Chromadorea, Rhabditida, Strongylidae.
AUGAGCGAAAUCAUCGGUUUUGACGGACCCAUCUACAUGACGUACCCAACAAAAGCUAUAGCUCCAGUCUUGUUGGAAGAUUACCGCAAGGUGCAGACAGAGUUCAGAGGAGACACCAAUUUCUUUACAUCCGCCAACAUAAAGGCCUGCAUGAAAAAGGUUAUUGCUGUUAACCUCCAUGAAACCAUACAGGUUGACAGGGAGUUGUCAAUCCGGGCGUUCUAUGCUGGACAUGUACUAGGUGCAGCAAUGUUUGAGAUUCGCGUUGGUCACCAGAGUAUACUGUAUACAGGUGACUACAAUAUGACUCCUGAUCGUCAUCUCGGUGCUGCCAGAGUGCUGCCCGGAUUGCGGCCAGAUUGUCUGAUCUCUGAGUCCACUUACGCUACUACAAUUCGUGACUCGAAAAGAGCACGAGAAAGAGACUUUCUGAGAAAAGUGCAUGAUAGAGUGAUGGCAGGAGGAAAAGUCCUUAUUCCAGUUUUCGCUCUAGGACGUGCUCAAGAAAUGUGCAUCCUUCUUGAAUCCUACUGGGAAAGGAUGGACCUCAAAAUACCUAUUUAUUUUUCUCAGGGUCUAGCAGAACGAGCGAAUCAGUACUACCGCUUGUUCAUAAACUGGACCAACGAAAAGAUCAAACGGACGUUUGUUGAGAGGAAUAUGUUUGACUUCAAGCACAUCAAGCCGUUAGAUAAAGGCUAUGAGGAUAUGCCUGGAGCUAUGGUGCUGUUUUCAACCCCAGGUAUGUUACAUGGUGGACAAUCCUUGAAAGUGUUUCGUAAAUGGUGUCACGAUCCCAGAAAUAUGAUAAUCAUGCCAGGUUAUUGCGUAGCGGGUACUGUGGGAGCAAAAGUAAUAAGGGGGAUGAAGAAGAUUGAAAUUGAAGGAAAAAUGCACGACAUAAAUCUAGCUGUGGAAUACAUGUUAUUUAGCCCACAUGCUGAUGCUAAGGGAAUCAUGCAGGAGUUUCAUGUACCUGUCUUGAUGCCAGCUAAUGGAGAAUCGGUAGUGAUCCCAGGAAUUGCCACUUUGGAGGUCGACGUUCCCCAUGAUAUCGUUCAACGAUGCAUUGACCUCGAUCCAGCUCCUUCGAAGAAAGCGUGCCCAUUUUCUGCCUGUUUGAUUAUGGAUAAGCAGAAUGGUCUCGAAGUGAUUUCUUGCGAGGCAGCUGCGAAUAAACUGCAAAUGGGUCUUCAUACUAUCACUCUGUCGCAGCUGAUAAAAUCGCGUAAUCCCUUAGAUUGGAGAGCCCUCUCAGAGGCGCUGACAAUCCAUGACAGCAAUCUCCAGCAUAAGCAAGACGGAAUAGAGCUCUUCCAUGGUGAAAUAUGCGUUUUACCCGUAAAAGGAGACGAAAAUCAGGUGGAAUUGAUAUGGGAUGAGUGCCGAGAGGCCUGGCAAUCAGUGAUCAUGCAGACUAUACAAGAAACGCUCAGCAAACAGCCUCUAGGCAUAACCUGA